Cucurbita moschata (crookneck pumpkin) is the source of this 1608-nucleotide messenger RNA. RefSeq names its product probable carboxylesterase 6. The record is from RefSeq and is a predicted model, not a curated record. The coding region runs from base 168 to 1220 and encodes 350 amino acids. The transcript has a single exon. NCBI's taxonomy places the organism in Eukaryota, Viridiplantae, Streptophyta, Magnoliopsida, Cucurbitales, Cucurbitaceae. Gene Ontology annotation, molecular function: hydrolase activity.
CGAGCCCCAACUUGAUAGAAUAGGUGUCCACGUCAUACCACAAGACAUCUUUUCAUCAUCUAUAUAAGGAACAUCAGAAGUUCAUACUUCCGUCCAUAACCAAUUAUACACUCUCAAAAGCCUCCUAACUUAAUUUCUGCAUCGACCCUCAUCUUCAUCCCCGUUCUAUGAGGAGAAAAAGAAUGCCUAUUAACCUAGAUCAAAUUCCAAGUUUUGAAGAGCAUGGUAAUGGGUUUGAUCAACAUUCUGUGUUGGUUGAGGAGAUUGAAGGCCUCAUUAGAGUUUACGGAAAUGGUUAUGUGGAAAGACCCCAGAUAGUUCCCAGUGUCUCUAAUGCAUUGCCACCAGAGCUUGGUGUUACUUCUUGGGAUGUAGUUGUGGAUAAGCUGAACAACAUUUGGGCUCGUUUCUACAUUCCAACACAAUGCCAGGAGAAGCUGCCUUUGCUUGUAUAUUUCCAUGGAGGUGGGUUUUGUGUCGGCUCGGCUACUUGGAGUUGCUACCAUGAGUUCCUGGCCAAGCUAUCUGCAAAAGCUGACUGUAUAAUUAUGUCUGUGAAUUAUCGUUUGGCUCCAGAAAACCCUCUUCCUGCUCCUUAUGAAGACGGAUUAAAGACCCUUCAAUGGUUGAAACAAGUUGCCUUUAAUGGGGCCAAGCAGAAUUGGUGGUCAAGAUACUGCGACUUUACCAAAAUCUACCUUGGAGGUGAUAGUGCCGGUGGCAACAUAGCCUUCAAUGUAGCAGCCAGACUUGGUGGCAAGACGACUGCUUCUGGAGCUGUGGUCAUGAAACCGUUAGUUAUUAAAGGUAACAUUUUGAUACAGCCGUUCUUCGGUGGAGAGUCAAGGACCAUGUCAGAAAAGUUUCUUGUCCAACCUCCUCAUUCGCCACUGACGACGGCAGUUUCUGAUACGUACUGGCGGUUGGCAUUGCCGUCCAGGGCGAACCGUGACCAUCCAUGGUGCAACCCUUCGGCAAAUGGGGUGUUUGAGGUUGAGGAUUUGAGGGUUUUGCCUAGUUUGAUAUGUAUAUCAGAAAUGGACAUAUUGAAAGAUAGGAACUUGGAGUUUUGCUCUGCUUUACAUAGAGUGGGUAAGCUGAUCAAUUAUGUGGUCUAUGAAGGAGUUGGCCAUGCGUUUCAGGUUCUGAACAAGUCACAACUCUCUCAAACUCGGACCCUUGAAAUGAUGGAUCAUAUCAAGGAUUUCUUAAGUGUAUAGCUUCAGUUGAAUUUGUACAAAAGGAAGACUUUUUUCAGAUUUUGUUUUCUCCUCAAAGAAAAGAGAGCGAGCAUUCUCAUCAGAUUUAUCACUACCCACUUAAUAUAUACUUAUAUACCUCAAAGGAGAUUACUGUACACGAUUUGGAAUGUCCUAUGUGAAUAUAGAUUAUCUCUUCCCUGACUCACACCCUUGGAAAUUUUUCAAAGAUGUUCAAGGAUGUUCAAAGAUGGAAGUGAAAGGGAAACACUCAAGUUAGCUCUUACGAUAAAGACAAUAUUUUAGAGAAGUUUCGAACAGUUAGCCCACUUCUACUCUUCUUGUCAUAGUAACCGCCACCUCAAUCUUAUUAAGUGAGACUCUACUCUCAAGAAUCGGUCUGAUUGGU